AUGCCACCUUCGUCCGAGCGUCUUCACGAGGCUCCGGCGCUGCACGUGCUGCGGGGCAGAGGGAGCGGCAGAGGGGAGAAGAUGGCAGACGAGGGCCGGAACGCUGAGUUUCUUCACGACUGCUGCUGCAGGGCUGGGAGCUGCCAGGGCUCGCUGCCGUGGCGGAGGAGCUGCUGGGGCAGUGCAGGCGCGAGAGGCAGGAGCAGCCCCUGGGACGGGGAUGCACCCAAAUCCGCCCCCACCGCAGGUCGGGUGCUGGCCGCUGUCACCCAGCGCCCCCUGGGUUUGCAGUCCCCGCUGUCACCUCGGGAGUGCUUGGAGGCGGCGCGGUUCCUUUGCGCCUUCGGCCUCCUCUUCCUCAGCUGGCCCCUGCUCCCACCUUCCUCCAUCUCCAAGAUCCUGGCAGCGGUGCUGGCAUGGCUGCGCAAGACCCAGCCUUGGGCUGCCUGCAUGGAAAGAAGCAACUGCCAGCGGACCCCAAAGAUCCAGCUCUGUCCCAGUUUGUUCCUCCAGCUCCUCUCAAGCUCUUUCACCUGGGAGGUGAGGGCCAACAACCGAAACUACCACAUGCAGUUCAAGAAGAAAUUUGCCUUCUGUCUGACGAAGAAGAAGUACGCGGGCAAUGCCAUUAAGACAGCCAAGUACAACAUCUUUACCUUCCUGCCACUAAACCUCUACGAGCAGUUCCACCGAAUGGCCAACGUCUACUUCGUCUUUGUCAUCCUCCUACAGACCUUCCCUGAGAUCUCCACGCUGCCCUGGUUCACUCUGCUCUUCCCUCUGAGCUGCCUUCUCACCAUCCGGGGUCUACGAGACCUGAUUGAUGACAUUGGCCGUCACCAAAGUGACAGAAACAUCAACAGCAGGCCAUGUGAAAUCCUGUCUGGGAAGAGCUUCCGCUGGCAGAAAUGGCGCGACAUCUGCGUCGGGGACAUCGUCCGCCUGCGUAAGGAGAGCUUCGUCCCGGCCGACAUGCUCUUGCUGUGCAGCUCGGAGCCCAGCAGCCUGUGCUACGUGGAGACUGCCGACAUCGAUGGGGAAACAAACCUGAAGUUCAGACAAGCCCUUCUGGUCACCCACCAGGAGCUGGUGAGCGAGGAGAGCAUGGCUGCCUUUGAUGGGAGAGUGACCUGCGAGGAGCCCAACAGCCGCAUGCACAGCUUCACCGGCACGCUGGAGUGGAGGGGCGAGACCUACCCGCUUGACAGUGAAAGGAUCUUGCUGCGAGGCUGCAAGCUUCGCAACACCGACGUUUGCUACGGCUUGGUUAUCUACGCAGGAUUUGAUUCCAAAAUUAUGAGGAACUGCGGAAAGAUCAAGCGGAAGAAAACCAAGCUGGACCGCAUGAUGGACCGGCUGGUGAUCAUAAUCUUCCUGAUGCUGUUGGUCACAUCACUGUGCCUCGCCAUUGCCUCUGGGUUCUGGGCCAAGAUGUUCCAGGAGAAGCACAGCUACCUCUCUGCUCUCUACAAGCACACAACUCCUGCCCAGCAGGCCUUCUUCAACUUCUGGGGCUUCACGAUCCUCCUGAGCAUCAUCAUACCCAUGUCCAUGUAUAUAACGUUUGAAUUCAUCUAUCUGGUGAACAGCUUUUUUAUCAACUGGGAUCUGGAAAUGUAUUACGCUGUCAAAGACAUUCCAGCAAAAGCCAGAAGCACCAGCCUCAACGAUCAGCUUGGCCAGAUCGAAUAUAUCUUCUCAGACAAGACUGGCACCUUGACACAAAAUGUUAUGAGCUUCAAGAAAUGCUGCAUCAAUGGGACCAUCUAUGUGCAUGGAGUCAGGGCACAGUUCUGCCUCCUAAAAUGCGCUCCUGCCUUUCGGGAGAUGUGUCAGGCCCCAAACUCGGCUGAGAUCAGCUUGGUCUUCCCCAAUACAAAAGCAAACACGUGGCAAACCCGUGGUCUGAGUGAGGUGGAGCCCAUCUGGAGUAAUCAGCUGGUGCUGGCCCAGGGGUCAGGGUUGACCUGGAGCCACCACGGCGAGGAGAAGUUGGACUUUUGUGACGCGACGCUGCUGGAAGCCACCCGUCGGGACAGCGACCCCGUGCUGAGGGAGUUCCUGAGGCUGCUGGCCCUCUGCCACACUGUCAUGGUGGAGGAGAAGGGCGACCAGCUGGUUUAUCAGGCAGCUUCACCAGACGAAGAAGCACUGGUGUUGGCAGCCAGGAACUUGGGGUAUGUCUUUCUGGCCCGAACGCAAGACACCAUCACCAUCAGUGAGCUGGGGGUGAAGACGACGUACAAAGUACUGGCCAUGCUGGACUUCACCAGUGAUCGCAAGAGAAUGUCUGUCCUGGUGCGAGACCCCCAGGGCAGGAUCCGGCUCUACACCAAGGGGGCUGACACGGUCAUCCUGGAGAGACUGCAGAGCCGAGGGCCCAACGAGACCUUCACCGAGAUGGCGCUGGAUCGCUUUGCACAGGAGACACUGAGGACUUUAUGCCUGGCCAGCAAGGAGGUGAGCGAGGUGGAGUACAGCGUGUGGGGCAGGAGGCACCGCGAGGCCAGCGUCCUGCUGCAGGACCGCGCGCGGGAGCUGGACAAGCUGUACGAGGAGAUGGAGCAGAACCUGCAGUUGCUUGGGGCCACGGCUAUUGAGGACAAGUUGCAAGAUGGAGUCCCUGAGACCAUCCAGCUGCUGAAACUGGGCAACAUUAAAGUGUGGGUGCUGACAGGAGACAAACAAGAGACUGCAAUGAACAUUGGCUACGCGUGCAAGCUGCUCACGGAUGACAUGGAGAUCCUGGAGGAGAAGGAGAUCAGCGAGAUCCUCGAGGCUUACUGGGUGAGCAACAACAACCUCAGCAGCAGUGGAGAAGCCCUGUGCAGCGGCCACCUCUCCCAGCAGCGCCCAGAGGCUUUGCGCAACAAGAAGAGAGCUCUCAUCAUCAGCGGGGACUUCCUGGACAAAAUCCUCCACACGGGAGAGGUGCUGAAGGAGAAGAAGGGGCGGCUGUGGCGGCGGCUGGACUGCUUCAGGGCUACAGGCUCACAGGAGCAGGGCAGUCUGGUGGAGAAGGCCUUCGUGGACUUGGCCACCGGCUGCCAGGCGGUGAUCUGCUGCAGAGUGACCCCCAAGCAGAAAGCCCUCAUCGUGCAGCUGGUGAAGAAGCACAAGAAGGCCAUCACGCUGGCCAUCGGGGACGGGGCCAACGAUGUUAACAUGAUCAAAACCGCUGACAUCGGUGUGGGCAUCAGCGGGCUGGAGGGCAUGCAAGCCGUGCAGUGCAGCGACUAUGCCCUGGCGCAGUUCUCGUACCUCCAGCGCCUCCUGCUCGUCCACGGCCGCUGGGCGUAUCUGCGCAUCUGCAAGUUCCUCCGCUACUUCUUCUACAAGACCUUUGCCGGCCUUAUGGCCCAGGUCUGGUUCGCUUUCCACAGCGGAUUCACGGCUCAGCCUCUCUACGAGGGCUGGUUCCUCGCGCUCUACAACAUUUUCUACACCACCUACCCCGUGCUGUCCAUGGGUCUUCUGGAGCAGGACGUCAGUGCCAAGAAGAGCCUGGAGUUCCCUGAGCUCUAUGUGAUCGGGCAGCAAGACGAGCUCUUCAACUACCGCGUUUUCAGCGUCACCCUCCUACAUGGGGUCAGCACGUCGCUCGCCAGCUUCUACAUCGCACUCUGGGCCUUCCAGGACCGCAUCGGCAGCAGGGCUGUUGGCGACUAUGAGUCCUUUGCCAUCACGGUGGCCACAUCAGCAUUGCUAUCGGUCCUCAUGGAGAUCAUCCUGGACACCAAGUUCUGGACAGCGUUGUCCUUCCUGAUGGUCACAGCCAGCCUGCUGCUCUUCUGCCUCUUCUCCUUCCUGACCCAAAGCUUUGAAGCCUUCAGGAUAGCCCCUGCCAUCUUCCACUUCCCAGAUGCCAGCCAGAAUGCCCUGACUGACCCCUACAUCCUGCUCGUGGUCCUGCUGUCGUUGGUGGUGAACACCAUCCCCUCACUCACCAUCCGCUUGUACCGCACCAUCGUGGGCAAAACCACCAUCCAGCAGAAGAUCUGCUUGAAGGCCAGGCGGGAGCCGGAGCCCUCGGUGGAGCUACGUGCCCACGUCCCUCGUGGCUCCUUCCGCCGCCGCUCCAGCUACGCCUUCUCCCACCAGGAAGGCUACGCCGGCCUCAUCACGCGUGGGGACAGCCUGCGUGCGGGGGCCACCCGCAGCACUGCCCCCGCUCUCCUGCGCCCAGAGACACCCCCAGAUUUGUCCUGCCCCCGCAGCCCCUCAGCGUAG
Messenger RNA from Chroicocephalus ridibundus (black-headed gull), 4230 nucleotides. It is a transcript of the gene ATP8B3, whose product is annotated as ATPase phospholipid transporting 8B3. The transcript is spliced from 31 exons. NCBI's taxonomy places the organism in Eukaryota, Metazoa, Chordata, Aves, Charadriiformes, Laridae. Gene Ontology annotation, biological process: Golgi organization; phospholipid translocation. Bases 1 to 4230 code for a protein of 1409 amino acids. Gene Ontology annotation, molecular function: ATP binding; ATP hydrolysis activity; ATPase-coupled intramembrane lipid carrier activity. Gene Ontology annotation, cellular component: trans-Golgi network; plasma membrane. The record is from RefSeq and is a predicted model, not a curated record.